This is a messenger RNA of Paramecium pentaurelia, 1206 nucleotides long. The record is from the annotation of a GenBank genome assembly. Lineage: Eukaryota; Ciliophora; Oligohymenophorea; Peniculida; Parameciidae.
AUGAAACAUCAAACUUAAGAAAAUUCAUAAAAAACAACUAUUGUUAUAAAAGAAUAAAACAAUUCAUCUAGACAAACUUAAGAGAAUAAAAAAAUUUAAUUUUUAGUUACAAAUAAGUAACAAGGUUAGUCUGAAUUAGAUUUUUAGUAGUUUAUGAUAGAAAAAUUGAAUAAAUAUAGAAAAAAUAUUAGGAACCUUGAUAUUCAAUAUUAAAUUAAUCAUUAUGAUUAUUAAGUGUAAAAAUUAGAUAAGAAAAUGGAAAAAUUAGAUAAUUAAGUGUAAAAAUUAGAUAAUUAGAGUAUGCAAGAGUAAGGUGUUCAAUUCCCUAAAUUAUUAACUUUAUCGUAUUCUAAUUUUUCUGAAGAAUAUAAAGUGCAGGAAUAAAAGAAUUAUGAUGAAAUACUAGAAUUCGAUAAACUUAUUAUGAAACUUAGUUUGGAUACAAUUGAGAUUUAUGAUUAGAAAGGAGUGUUAUAAGAAAGUAAAAAGUCUUUACCAUUUUCAGAUACACAUUAAUCAAAAAGUAUUAAGUAUAAUCAUAUUUUUGGAUAAAAGGAUUUUAAAUUAUUAUAAUCAACUGGAAUGUUUGUUACUAGUAAUAUUGUUGAUUCUUAUGCUAAUUAUUUAAUGCUUGAGGAUGAGAAAGUAUACUUUAGUUUGAAAGCUGAAGAUCGUAAGAAAUAUAAAAGAACAUACAUUUUUUGUUCUGAUUACAUAACAAAUUGUUCAAUUAAUGUUGGAAACAAUAAAUACAAAUGGUUAACGUUAUUUUAUGAAUAACUUAAUAAUUUUGAAUCAAUUUAAUAUUAAUUUUGGCAUAUUUAUCAGAAUAUCAUUUUUGUGGUAAAUCAUAAUUUCCAUUGGUUUUGUAUUUAAUUGGAUUUGAAAAAGGAUAUUAUGGAAAUUUAUGAUUCUAUUCCUAAAAGUCUAACUGCAUAUUAAUGUUUCUAAGUAUUAUUUUAAACAAUUUUCAGUGAAAUAAUGAAAAUCAAGCCUGAAUUUAAAAUCAAAAUAAAUAAAGAAUUUUCACAACAAAAGGAUAGUUAUUCAUGUGGUUAUUUCUCUUGUAUAGCAUUGAAUUAUUUGUAUUAUAAAUAAUAAUAAAUGGAAUAAUAGAUUGAAAAGAAAUAAAGAUAGAAAUUUAUUAGUAAAGAUGAGAUGAAAUAAAUCUUAAGAAAUUUAUUGAUUGAAUAAGAUGAUGAUUGA